UUCAUUUGUUUUGGGAUUCCGAGAAUAAGGAUGGAGGGAAAACUCUCCAUAAACUUCCAUAUCCUCCUUAUUCUGGCGGAUUUAACAACAGGUCUGAUCUACAAGGCACAAAAUGAUGAAGUUACACUGAAGCCAACAGUUACAGGUCUUUUCACUGAGAUCCUGUGGAAACAUAAUGGUGACAAGGCAGUGGAGUUCAUCACACCUUAUCCAAUAAGGGAGUUCGAUAAAUUCCUGGGACGGACGACCCUGAAUACGCAAACAGGAGAAUUAAUAAUCAGAAACCUGGAGAAGACAGAUUCUGGACAGUAUAAGGCAGAGGCCCUGGUGGCCAGGAGACUCCAGUACUCUGAGUUUGAUGUGAAAGUCAUCGAUGCUGUAACACCACCAAGAGUGAAGUGUGAGCAGAAUAAUCGUACGGGAAUUCUCCGCUGUCAAAGUGAAGGUGACGAGGCACAGUAUCGGUGGGAGGGGCCUAAUGAUUUGUUCACUACCUGGACCGAUCAGCCAAUAGAACUACACGUCAACACCUCUGACUCCACCUACACCUGUGUGGUGAAGAACCCUGUGAGUGAGGAGAGGAGUGAGGCCUUUCCUGCUAAGAACUGCUUUAAAGGACAUUCCACUUUGACCUGGGCUCUCGUUACAAGUGCUGUGGUUGUUGUCCUCAUUGCCGCUCUUUCAGCUUUCCUCAUUUGGGUUUACUGUGUGCAUUGCAGGGGAAGCUCUGAAGCACCUGACGGAGGUCGAGGCUUACAAAGUAAUGAAGGAGAGAAGGGUGAAGGACAACCACUACUGCAAAGGAACAAAGUGUUAGUCCCAGGUGGAGAAGAUGCUGUAGAAGAAAACCGUGGGAAAACAGGAGAACGGCCGAGUGAUGAAGAUGUAUUCGGUAAACCUGUAAGUGAAAGAAAGAAGCGGUUUGAACCACCUGCAUGUAGCCCAAAUAACGUAAAGCAUGAGCGCAGAAGUAUUCAACGGAAGGACAAGACAAGUGAGACUGAAGCGAAGGUGGACGAGCAGAAGGACAAGGACACAGAUCAGGAACCCAGAGCAGCAGAAAUAAAUACAGGUUCAUGGAGCAAAAACACAUUAGAGGAUGACAGUAAGACAGUGGGACACCUUAAUUCACCAGCAGAGACUCUUGAAGAGGAUGGAGUAAAAGUGACAGAGAAAAAGUCGAAACAGAAGGACAACAGUAAGAAUUUGGAGCAGAAUGAGCAAAAACGAAGAGAUAAUGAGAAGGAAAGCGAAGAAGUGAUGGAUUUGAAAACGGAGCAGGAGAACCGAGUAUCAGAAAUGAACACAGAUUCAUCCAACCGAAAGGAGACACACCUUGGUGGUCAGACAGUGGGACGCAGUGAUUCACCAGCAGAGACCAAUGAGAAGGAAGGAGAAAAAGAGAUGGAUAAAAAGCAGAACAGAGUAUCAGAUUUAAAAUCUGACGAAACAACAAAGACGUUACAAGCUGAUACAACCAUUGCGGAGGGCAGCGAAAUGAACAGUGAGAACAAUGGGAAUGAGACCAUGGAGCAGAACAUCCCGGAGGUGACGGAUGUGGAUACAAUGGAAGGAAAAGGAUCAGCAGGUGAGUGCAGCACAAAUCAACAGACGGCUGAGACGGGAAAUCUGGAUCAGAACGACACACAAACAGGGACUGAUGUGACACGAAGUGCUGGACACACAAGUGGAGGAACACAGUCAGAACACGGAGAUACAGGAGGUUCCGCAAAUCCAGCAGGACACCCCGACACUAACAGUGACACUGAGCAGCCUGUCAGAGUAACGCCUGAUGCUCCGCAAACAGUCAGAGGGGAUGGGCGAAAGGAGGAGAAGCAACAGCAGGAGGAGAAAGAAGACAAGAAGGAUCCAGACAGCAAAGUGGAGAAGAAGUAAAUGGAAAUCCAGCAAAGGACAGAACAAGAAGAACACACGGAAAAGAAGGAAAUGUAGGAAAUGUUGGGAGACUGGCACUUGGAUGGGGAAAAAAAAACAUUCUGUUUCAGAGAAACGACAGAGUGAACCGGUGGAGAGCUUGGAGGAACCUGGAGAGCCGGACGAACACUGCCAGCUUGUGUCCCGAGCUCAGUGAGAGGAAACGGGACAAGAACGACACAGCUGAUGGUUGUACAUUUGGGUCAAGUUUCGUUUUUACACUUUGCGAGAUACAUUGUUUUUACCACAUUAACACUAUGUGUGAAGGCACUGUGAAUUGAUCAUCGCAAUAAAUGACAAUAAGUAGAAGGAAUGUAUUAAAACCUGUGCUGAACAUGUCACGUUGUAAAUGUGCAGUACAGUGUAAAUCAGUGGGAUCUAUUACUAUUUUUGAAGAAUAUAGGAUGUGAACCUGCAGGUCCGUUCAACAGCAUUGCUCCUCGGCCUAAUUCCAACACAUUACCAAUAAAACUUGCCUUAAAACAUGUACACUAUAAGUAUAGUAAGAGGUAGGGUUCAUUUUUUACUGUCCUUCAGCUGCCUUCAGCUGGUUUGUCCUGGUGUGCUGAACAUACAGUAUUCCGGGGGGGAAAAAAAAACACAGUUUGUUUACAUAUAGGGGGUGCGGUGGCGCAGUA
Scleropages formosus (Asian bonytongue) is the source of this 2573-nucleotide messenger RNA. RefSeq lists its product as uncharacterized. The transcript is spliced from 12 exons. Bases 31 to 1896 code for a protein of 621 amino acids. Gene Ontology annotation, cellular component: membrane. The record is from RefSeq and is a predicted model, not a curated record. Lineage: Eukaryota; Metazoa; Chordata; Actinopteri; Osteoglossiformes; Osteoglossidae.